This is a messenger RNA of Setaria italica (foxtail millet), 627 nucleotides long. RefSeq names its product amino acid permease 3. The record is from RefSeq and is a predicted model, not a curated record. Gene Ontology annotation, cellular component: plasma membrane. The coding region runs from base 1 to 627 and encodes 208 amino acids. The transcript is spliced from 3 exons. NCBI's taxonomy places the organism in Eukaryota, Viridiplantae, Streptophyta, Magnoliopsida, Poales, Poaceae.
AUGUCUCGCGCCGUCAGCGUGGCGCCCCUCCACGAUCGCAGCAUGGAGGUGGAGCUGGGCACCCCUACAAACGGAAGACUAAGGGGCAGCCUCGCCGGGGUCAUCGGCGCCGGCGCCAGGGUGACAUUGAUGCAAAAGGUCUGGCGCAGCCUUCAGGCCUUCGGGAACAUCGCGUUCGCUUACGGUUUCUCUAUCAUUCUGCUGGAGAUCCAGGAUACGAUAAAGUUACCGCCGCCAUCGGAGGCAACGGUGAUGAAGAAGGCGACGGCAGUGAGCGUGGUGGUGACCACUGUGAUCUACCUGCUGUGCGGGUGCGUGGGGUACGCGGCGUUCGGCAGAACGGCCCCCGACAACAUGCUCACCGGCUUCGGCUUCUACGAGCCCUUCUGGCUGCUGGACGUGGCCAACGCUUUCAUCGGGGCAGUCUCCUUCUGGCCGCUCACAGUGUACUUCCCCGUGGAGAUGUACAUCGCGCAGCGCAGGGUGCCACGGGGGACCAUGCGGUGGCUGCUCCUACAUGCGCGCAGCGCCGGGUGCCUCGUCGUGUCGAUCGCUGCCGCGGCUGGGUCAGUCGCCGGCGUCGUGGAAGAGCUCAAGGCGCACAGCCCGUUCUGCUGGUCCUGCUGA